Messenger RNA from Punctularia strigosozonata HHB-11173 SS5, 2304 nucleotides. RefSeq lists its product as uncharacterized. The record is from RefSeq and is a predicted model, not a curated record. NCBI's taxonomy places the organism in Eukaryota, Fungi, Basidiomycota, Agaricomycetes, Corticiales, Punctulariaceae. The transcript has 19 exons. The coding region runs from base 1 to 2304 and encodes 767 amino acids.
AUGUGCGGAGCGACAGGAUCGGCCAAGAGCUCUACUUUGAACACGUUGAUGGACAAGAACGUCGCGCCUGUUGACGGAAUGGCCGGUAAGAACAUCUUGCCGUAUGCUUGCACGGCGGCUCCUAACUUCAUAUCCUAUCACGACAAGGACACUAUCGAAGGUGAAAUCGAGUUCUUGACCAGGAACGACUGGCAAGAUGAGCUCUCGGUCCUGCUGAAUGACCUGAAGGAUGAAAGAGGGAAUCUGCGGCCAGCCUCAAUCUCUACCGCGAAAGCUGCGCAUGCGAAGGCACGUACGGGUAACGGUUCCCCAUCAUCCCGGCUGACUUCGCCCCCUUUACAGGUUCAGGCGGUCUAUCCCGACCUCAUGCUAGACCAAAUCGCAACAAUGACGGUGGAGGGCAUCAUCGCCCAUGACCCAGUAACUGCGAAGCUGUUGGGUUCAACAAUCCAUUUGAGCGCUUCCAGCGCGGAUCGAUGGCGAUCGGAGAUCGGACCUUACGUCUCCGCUAAGCCACCUCUCGCCACCGCGGACGAACGACGACGCGCUAGGAAGGUACCGGAGGGCCAGAGGCCUGUACAGCGCUCCGCGGCGCUGUGGCCGCUCGUCAAGUGUAUAUACACCCGCGUCAAGGCGGACGUGCUCGCGAACGGCGUGGUUUUUGUCGACCUUCCUGGUGUCUCGGACACGAAUGCGGCACGGGAGAAAUUGGCGAGAGACACCAUGAAGAUCUUCAAUUAUACGUUCGUAUUGGCGCCGAUCACCCGUGUAGUGUCCGAUAAAGUUGCAGACCUACUCGGCGAUGCAUUCCGAUACCAAGCCAGAAUGGACGGCAAGUAUAACUCUCAGUCCAUCGUGUUCGUGGCGACGAAGUGCGACGAUAUAUCCUGUGAGGAGCACGUAUCAUCCCUAUCUCUCGAAGACGAUCAGCAAUAUCUCGCUCUUGAGGACGCCAUCCUCGAUUUGGAAGAUGAGAAGGCCUCCACUCGGAAUCAUGAUGCUUUAGAGAAGCGUAUUUGCGAUGCCGGUCCGAGAUGUUGUCAUGCCUCUCAAAAGUCUUCGAAUUUGUCGAAGGCAUGGCUGAAAGAGGACUUUCGGGCAGGUUUGAGGGAGCUUGAUGAUGAGGUAGAAGAGGAGCUCAAUCCUGAGACAUUCGAUCCUUCGGUACAGCAUCGAGAUUACUCAAAGAUCGAUCUCCCGGUGUUCACCGUUUCCGCUAGGGAUUACAUGAGAAUUACCGUACACCUACGUGGUCGCACUUUUCGAACGAAGCUCCACGCUCAGAUCGUCGAGUUUCUGUACAAUGUCCUGCAUGACGGCGCACAGAAGGCUUCUCGAUCCUCGUUACCCUUUGCUCAAGACUUCGGAAACAGGGUGCGAUGGAACACAUACAAGGCUAGUGAGUACCACCCGCCUCGAUUUCCCUACCUGCCGCUCGAUCAGCGAUGGAAAGCAGCUAUGGUCCGGGACGGCGUCUUCUACGAGAACCUCAACGCGAAGUUUGCUGGUCCGAUGUUAAAGAGGAUCGCAUCUCGGUGGGGGGAUGUAUUCGAAAUCGACCUGUUCAUUACCAUUGAGGCGGAGGGCGCCAAGGUCAUUACUCGAUUAAUUCAAGACAUCGAAUGCACAGCUUCUUCGGGUAAAGCCAAGGAACAUGUCAGAGCCAAUGGCGAACACUGCCUUCGAGAGGCCAAGGCUUCCCUGCAUGCUGCUAUCGGAGACGCCAAGGCACUUCUCUCCGCAGAGCAGCAGAAUAUAUCCAGAACCAUAGAGCCCUACGUUUGCAACUCCAUGCGAAGCACGUAUCAGCGAGCAGGAAUGGAUUCCUAUUUGGAGGUCAACUCGCAAAGUAUGUUUGAUGGUGCCGCGGAUGAUGUAAAGGCGCAAUUAGGCGGCGUGGUUGAUCAAGUGGAAAAGCUGAUGGAAGCCGCUUUGAUGCAACUUGCCAUGAAGGUCUGUGUUACGAUAUCGGCUCUCUGGGAAGGAUGUAUCAGGCGAGGCUCCGAGCCCCACCACCACCACAACUUCCGCAACCUCUCAACGUUCAUCCAAAGUCGUGGAUACGAAAAGACGACGCGGCUCUCUGCUGACUCGGUUCUCGCUCGGUUUGAGGAAAAGGCUACCUUUACAUUACUCGCUUCUCAUGGACUCAGCGAUUCCAAGGCGAAUCUAUGGAUGAUGUCAUGUCGCCUGGUAUCGGCGGUCAAGUCAAUGUCCAACAAGUGGGCUGUCAUCCAGGCCGACAACGGGAGGGUCCUUAGAAGUCGCACCGGGAGCCUGAUCCCUAUCGCACACCAACAUUGA